Molecule: messenger RNA, 1067 nt
Organism: Salvia hispanica
Lineage: Eukaryota; Viridiplantae; Streptophyta; Magnoliopsida; Lamiales; Lamiaceae
Source: RefSeq, a predicted model, not a curated record
UUCACCAAUCACCACCAUUGUAGGCUGAUAUAGACCGCAGUAAAAAUCUCGGUCUCUCCGCCCUCGUUUAUUUAGCCUUCUUCACAAACAUUUCGUCGAACACUCCGUCGACAAUGGCGUCUUCCGUCCUCUCGCAUUCUCUCUUCUCCACUCUCACUUCUCCACACUCCCCACCACCCGAGAACGCACCGCCACCGCUCUCUGUUUCCGUCAAGCAGCCUUUCGCUACCUCCAGAUCACACGCCGUCGCCGCCAAUUUCAACAAAAUCCGUAGUCUCACCGCUUCCUGCGCUGCCUCCGAUGACCACGCCUCCUCCGCCGAGCUGCCGAUUGAAUUGAGUAUGAAAUAUCAUCUCUUGCUUAGCUUCUUCACUUUGAUGCUUGCAAUUUCUCACCGAUUUACGGCUUCAGAGUACCCUGCAUUUCCAACAGUCAUGGACAUUAAUCAGAUUCGGGAUAUCCUGCCUCACAGAUUUCCGUUUCUGCUGGUGGAUAGAGUGAUUGAGUUCACACCUGGUGUGUCUGCUGUUGCUAUUAAGAAUGUGACUAUCAAUGAUAAUUUCUUCCCCGGCCAUUUUCCGGAGAGGCCGAUUAUGCCCGGCGUGCUCAUGAUUGAGGCGAUGGCUCAGGUUGGAGGCUUAAUUAUGCUACAGCCGGAGGAAGGAGGGUGGUCGGGCAGCAGUUUCUUCUUUGCUGGAAUCGACAAAGUAAGAUUCCGGAAGCCGGUGAUAGCAGGAGAUACAUUAGUGAUGAGAAUGAACCUUGUGAAGCUGCAGAAACGCUUCGGAAUAGCAAAGUUGGAAGGCAAAGCUUACGUUGGCGGAGAGGUGGUUUGUGAAGGUGAAUUCUUGAUGGUGGGUAACUAACAAAUGAUUCAACAACAAUAAUUCGUCUCUUUCUAUUCAUCUUCUUGUAUCUUAGCUGAGCAGAAUCUGGUGAUUGCUUUAGCUGUCUAAUUUAGUUGUAGUCAAAAUAGCCCUUUUCAUUGAAUUGUUUGUAAAAGGGAAAAACAUUAGACGAUUAAGUAAACUCCCAAAUCAAUGAUCGAUCAAUAAUUAAACUCUCUA